This is a messenger RNA of Arachis stenosperma, 732 nucleotides long. RefSeq lists its product as uncharacterized. Bases 123 to 518 code for a protein of 131 amino acids. Gene Ontology annotation, molecular function: nucleoside triphosphate diphosphatase activity. Lineage: Eukaryota; Viridiplantae; Streptophyta; Magnoliopsida; Fabales; Fabaceae. Gene Ontology annotation, biological process: nucleoside triphosphate catabolic process. The transcript is spliced from 2 exons. The record is from RefSeq and is a predicted model, not a curated record.
ACAAAUACAAAGGGUUCACGCUCUGAUUCCGUGAUUCUCUUCUCUCCGUGGUCUCGUUUCCUCUUGGCAGCCUUUUCUUUUGGGUUUCUUCUCGUUGUCUUUCAUUCGCUCUUUUGUUCAAUAUGACUGGGCUUCCUGGAAAUGGUGAUUCUGUUACCCUUGACAUGCUUAAAGAGAAAAUGGCUCAGUUUGCUAAGGAGAGGGACUGGGACCAGUUUCAUAGUCCAAGGAACCUUCUUUUGGCUUUGGUGGGUGAGGUUGGAGAAUUGUCUGAGAUAUUUCAGUGGAAGGGUGAGGUUCCAAAGGGACUUCCAGAUUGGAAAGAAGAGGAAAAGGUACACCUUGGUGAAGAGCUUUCAGAUGUAUUGCUUUAUCUUGUGAGGCUCUCUGACAUAUGUGGUAUUGAUCUUGGAAACGCUGCACUGAGAAAGGUUCAACUCAAUGCCAUAAAGUACCCAGCAAAAGAUGAGGGUUGUUCAACCAAGCAGAUUCAUGGCACUAGCACUGAAGCUGAUUGAUUUUCGCGUUUCUUGUUCGUUUCAAUUUACUGUUGUUCUUUAGUUGUUAGAUGACUUUGGUAGGUUAUGUAAUAUUUCUUGCCAUUGCAUGGAAACUAGCAAUAGCAUCGUUGGUACAUUGUCUCUCCUAGAUUUUAUUACUGUUUUGGCAGAAUCAAAUCUCAUGUGACAUAUAUCAGAUAUGGUGAAAUCUCUAUUUUCUUUCUGGAUUUAA